AUAAAAUUUUCACGGUGGAGGAGAGAUAUCAACAGUGGAAUGUAACCGCGCACGAACAGGGGCAGAGUCUGUCAGCAAAAUCCGUCUCCAUCCUUAUGUUUUAGCCAAUAAUGACUCCCCAGAUACGGAGAGCAUAAACUACGCGUUUCACACUACCGGAUGAUAUCGAUAUUACAGCUCUUCGUUCCUCAGACAGAUAAAAAAGGGAUGGUGAAAUUUGGAUUGUCAAAGAAAGAACUGGGAUUUUGGGGGGGUGGGGGGGAGAGAGAUUGUGAAUUAAGGGGGUUGUAAACCAAUCAAAGACGGUGGAACAUUUGCCGACGUACCGUUGACAAAAGGCUUAAAGCUAAACAUUUAGGACAAGCAACGUUACUUACUCAGCCAGAAACGAAGCAAGAAACAUAACGUUAGCUAAUAGCGAAAUGGAGCUAAGAGUGGGGAACCGGUACAGGCUGGGCAGAAAAAUCGGAAGUGGAUCUUUUGGGGACAUUUAUUUAGGCACAGAUAUUUCGGUGGGUGAGGAGGUUGCAAUUAAGUUGGAAUGUGUGAAGACCAAACACCCCCAGCUCCACAUCGAGAGUAAGAUCUACAAGAUGAUGCAAGGAGGAGUGGGUAUUCCAACAAUAAAGUGGUGUGGAGCCGAAGGUGACUAUAAUGUGAUGGUGAUGGAGCUGCUGGGGCCCAGCCUGGAGGAUCUCUUUAACUUUUGCUCUCGCAAGUUCAGCCUCAAAACAGUCCUCCUGCUCGCUGAUCAAAUGAUCAGUCGCAUUGAGUACAUUCACUCCAAGAACUUCAUCCACAGAGAUGUGAAGCCUGAUAACUUCUUGAUGGGACUGGGCAAAAAGGGCAACCUGGUCUACAUAAUUGACUUUGGCCUAGCUAAAAAAUAUCGUGACGCUCGUACACACCAGCAUAUUCCCUACCGCGAGAAUAAGAACCUGACUGGCACUGCACGUUAUGCCUCAAUCAACACACAUCUUGGGAUUGAGCAGUCAAGGCGUGAUGACCUGGAGUCCUUGGGCUAUGUUCUUAUGUAUUUUAAUCUGGGCUCACUGCCUUGGCAAGGCCUUAAGGCUGCUACCAAGAGGCAGAAGUACGAACGGAUCAGUGAGAAGAAAAUGUCCACCCCCAUUGAGGUGCUUUGCAAGGGAUAUCCUUCUGAGUUUGCAACCUACCUGAACUUUUGUCGCUCUCUACGCUUCGAUGACAAGCCAGACUACUCAUACCUACGGCAGCUCUUCAGGAACCUGUUUCACAGACAAGGCUUCUCCUAUGACUAUGUAUUUGACUGGAACAUGCUUAAGUUUGGAGCCAACCGUGCAGCAGAGGAAGCAGAGAGAGAGCGCCGGGACAGGGAGGAGAGGCUGAGGCAUGGCAGAAACCCAGGGGCUAGGGGAAUACCUGCCGUAUCAGGAAGACCGAGAGGAGCCCAGGAUGGAGCCCCGCCUGCCCCACUAACACCCACCUCGCAUACAGCAAACACAUCCCCUCGACAAAUGUCUGGUAUGGAGCGUGAACGAAAGGUCAGCAUGCGACUGCACCGUGGCGCUCCUGUCAACGUAUCAUCCUCAGACCUAACAGGACGGCAGGACACUUCACGCAUGUCCACCUCACAGAAUAGCAUUCCCUACGAGCAUCACGCCAAGUAGACGCUCGCCACGUCCUUGUGUGACGGCGGCAACACUGGAUGGUGUCCGGUGCACUGCCUGCUGGUCUCCAUCUUCUAGCUCCACGAUGAGCUACCACAAUGCAACCUGGCAGACCAAGCUCUGUUCACUCAGAAGCAAUUUGACAUACUAAUACUACCAUUACCACUAUUAAUAACUACUACAGCUACACUGGAAGCCAGCUUCUGACUCGGAACAAACUGCUUUGACUGACUGCACUAAGUAACGUUGCCUCCCUCAGAAUAUCGCACACCCACCCUCUCUGUCUUCCUCAUCCUUUUUCCCCAUUUCUGUGUCUGACCCUUCAAAACAUUUAAGCAUGUCAGACCUCAGGACUGCUCUGUCCACUUUUUCAGGAGACAUUUGUACAACCCUCUGCACUGCUUUCACCACCACCACGGCCACCAGAUUUUGAAUGGGUAGUGGUAAAAACGUGAUAACCCAGCCAUUUUUUCUAAGACACUGACUAGUUAAUGCCACUGGUCCCUUCUUCUCCUCCUGUGGAAGCAUUCUUUUCUUUUUUUGACCCUACAUUUCCACUGUUAGUGAUUGUGCUAAUUCAUACCUGAAAAACAGCUUUUCUUUCUUUAUUGCAGUAAAGUAUCAAGCUGAACCAGUUCUUCAUUUUGUAUAUGUAUGGGUAGUAUUUGGCACGUGAUGGGGUCUUCAUUGGCAUUUUGCAGUUUUCAUUCCCUCAUCCCAACAACCACCUUUCUUGUUUUUAAUAAUUACUGCCACAGUAUCUCUCUUCAGUCAGUCUAGCCAUUUGAAUUCAAUAAAAAGAAACCGCUUCUUUGCAUGUUUGGUGGUAAGCCUUCAGGCACGUGGGGAGGUUUGAGUGCUAGUUGAACCCAUGAACAUACCAAAAAUAUGCUUUGGUAUCUUGGUUUCAGGAGGUUGUGUGUUCAUUCAGUAGUUGACAAUAUAUUCUGUCUGUUCUCCUCCAGGCUCUGGUAUACUGUCCAAUGAACCCUGUUCCCUUUCCUGUGUUUUAUACAUAUUAUGUAGGGUACAAGGGUGUCAAAUCACAUAACCUGUCCAUUCACUGUGUACAGGUAUACAUUUUAAUUUUUCUUAUUUGUAUUAUUUUGAAGCUGUGAAGUACUUGUAAUACUGAUGUGUAAAUGAUUUCUCAUGUUUUAUCUCCACUGAUCUGUAAGAAUAGGUAUAAACACAGUCACGGCUCUCAGUAUGAGAGGUUCAGUGAUCCUAUACCAGUGUUGCAAACUGCAACUUUUCCAUGGGCAUUGAAAAUGCAUUCUUUGUGUAUCCUCUUAAAUAAACAUUUACUGAAGUUAUCCUUCGUUGAGAAUGCAGAGAGGAAUGCUGACCUUCAUCAGUUUAGGGUCAUCAUUUAGCCUCUCCAGCAGUGUUUUGCGGUUUUUAUAUUAAGCUCAACUCAUCUGAAACUUCUGGCUGUGAUGAACAGCUAUGCCAUGUUUGCCUGUUGUAAUUCAUUCAUGUUGUUGCUCAUUCUUUGAAUAGUUUUUUGAUUCUGUUCCUUGAUUUCUUUGGUCAGCUGCUUUAUUGAAUUCUGUAAAUAACCAGAUCAGCAUUUACGGUUUCAUUUAUAUCUGUUUAUGCACUUGCACUGUAAAUAAAUGAAUUACUUAUA
Lates calcarifer (barramundi perch) is the source of this 3282-nucleotide messenger RNA. It is a transcript of the gene csnk1db, whose product is annotated as casein kinase 1, delta b. Lineage: Eukaryota; Metazoa; Chordata; Actinopteri; Centropomidae. The transcript has 10 exons. Gene Ontology annotation, biological process: peptidyl-serine phosphorylation; signal transduction; endocytosis. Gene Ontology annotation, cellular component: nucleus; cytoplasm. The coding region runs from base 423 to 1649 and encodes 408 amino acids. Gene Ontology annotation, molecular function: ATP binding; protein serine/threonine kinase activity. The record is from RefSeq and is a predicted model, not a curated record.